This is a messenger RNA of Brassicogethes aeneus, 1067 nucleotides long. The record is from the annotation of a GenBank genome assembly. NCBI's taxonomy places the organism in Eukaryota, Metazoa, Arthropoda, Insecta, Coleoptera, Nitidulidae.
AUUGGCGUGCGUCAAAAUAACCCAAACUUCUUUUGACAAACGCGACGCCACAAAUUCCCGUGGGAGAUUGCAUUGAAUACGAAGUCGCAACGUACAUGACAAACUCGGAUACACAACCAACAUGAGCAACAACCCAAACAAUCCCAGAUGUUCUACCCGGCCCAAACGGCAGGAUGCCUCAGGCAGGGGCUCGAGGGGGAAUUUUUCCGCCAACAGGACAAGGAGUUCGAGACUUAACAUGUCAGGGGCCACUUUCACAAUACCAGGAUGCAAUUCGUGUAUCCCCCAAGAUAUGCAGGGUUCCAUAAUAAAUGCAUCGUUUUUACCAGGCAGAGCACCUAGUAAUCUAAACUGGACUUCGAACGAUUUAGGAAUAUCCAGUUUAAUGCAGAUGUCAAGGAACGCCCAGCAGAGCAAAAGAAAGGUGCAGGAGGUGAAACCGCCGCCGCCUGAAGACACCGCAGACCCGAGAUUCCUGAUAAAAAACCUACCGAUGGACACCGAAAAUGAGGACCCCGAAGUCAACAAGAAGCAGAAGGAGACCAUAAUGGAGUGGUUCGACAGGAACGUGGAGAAGGAGCUGCAGAAGCGACACGAGUCGGUCGCGGACGCGGGAAACAACCCGGAAGACAUGAAGGUCCCGAAGAAGGGACUUCCGGUCACGGACGAGUACAUGAGCAGGAUGGCGGAGUCCGGCGCCAGCGGCAUCGAAGUCGAGACGAAGUUCCGCAUGGAGAAGGACUCGGAAAUGGCCGCCGCAGUGGACAAGCUGGCCAUGGCGGAGGCUAUGAUCUCUUUCGCGGGAGCCGUCAAAGCAGCCGAAGCUGCCGUCGAGAUGGCGCCGCCGGAAAAAGCCGAAGAGGCAGCCGUGGAAGGCGUGAAGCUGUUUCACCAAGCCAACACGCACGUGAACGCCGCCAAAGAAAACAUGAAAGGGAUCAAGCCGGUGGAGAUUAUCGGUUAUAUAGGUGUCACUAAGCCCAAGGACAUAUAACCAGAUUUAGAUGUUUAUAUUUAAUUAAGGAAAUAAAAUUUUAGAAUGUACAUGUAUUAUUUUAUUAAUGUAA